Messenger RNA from Populus trichocarpa (black cottonwood), 1615 nucleotides. RefSeq names its product putative tRNA (cytidine(32)/guanosine(34)-2'-O)-methyltransferase. Gene Ontology annotation, biological process: cytoplasmic translation; tRNA methylation. Bases 222 to 1172 code for a protein of 316 amino acids. The transcript has 11 exons. Gene Ontology annotation, molecular function: tRNA methyltransferase activity. Gene Ontology annotation, cellular component: cytoplasm. The record is from RefSeq and is a predicted model, not a curated record. Lineage: Eukaryota; Viridiplantae; Streptophyta; Magnoliopsida; Malpighiales; Salicaceae.
UUAAGGGGUGUUUUGUCUAUCAGAAGUUGCAAACGAUAAGGAAUAACUUAGGUCAUCAACGAAGACGAUACUUAAUUAAGUAAUAAAAAAAUAUCAGUGCCCCGCCUGACCCGAUUCACCCCAACCAGAAGUGGAGGCUCCGCCACCAAAAACCAUCUCUGCUGGUCGGCACCGUUUCCCCUUUUUUAGUGGUCUGUCUACAGAUAUUGGAUUGUGAGAUUAUGGGGAGAGCUUCAAGGGAUAAAAGGGAUAUAUACUAUAGAAAAGCAAAGGAAGAAGGUUGGCGUGCUCGAAGUGCCUUUAAGCUCAUUCAGAUAGAUGAGGAAUUCAAUAUUUUUGAAGGAGUGAAGCGUGUGGUGGAUUUAUGUGCUGCACCUGGUAGCUGGAGUCAGGUUUUGAGCCGUAAACUAUAUUUACCAGCAAAACUUUCACCUGAUUCAAGGGAUAAUGAUCUUCCCCUUAUUGUGGCCAUUGAUUUGCAACCUAUGGCUCCCAUUGAAGGUGUUAUCCAAGUCCAGGGUGAUAUUACCAAUGCCCGAACUGCUGAAGUGGUCAUUAGACAUUUUGAUGGCAGCAAGGCUGACUUGGUUGUGUGUGAUGGUGCCCCUGAUGUUACCGGACUCCAUGACAUGGAUGAAUUUGUUCAGUCUCAACUCAUACUAGCGGGUUUAACAAUUGUCACACAUGUACUCAAAGAAGGUGGAAAAUUUAUUGCGAAGAUAUUUCGUGGAAAAGAUACAAGUCUUCUGUAUUGCCAGCUCAAAUUAUUUUUUCCUGUGGUGACUUUUGCCAAACCAAAAAGUAGCCGCAAUUCCAGCAUAGAGGCAUUUGCAGUUUGUGAGAAUUACUCUCCUCCUGAGGGAUUUGAUCCGAAAGACUUGCAUCGCCUUUUGGAAAAGGUGGGAAGCCCCUCUGGUGCAGAUGACCUAGAUUGCAGUAGCGGGUGGUUAGAAGGGGCAAGUAAGGUGUAUAUUCCAUUUCUAGCUUGCGGGGACCUUAGUGGGUAUGACUCUGACCGAUCAUAUCCACUACCAAAAGAUGCCGAUGGCACAUAUCAGAGCUUGGAUCCUGUACAACCCCCAAUUGCCCCUCCUUAUAAAAGAGCCCUUGAAAUGAAGAAAGCUUCUAGUCAUGGUGUAAAAGAGCUUGAAAAGCCCUCUUUGGAUUCUUGAUUGUGCGAAACUUUUUCCUUUUUUCCAAAGCAUCAGCUAACAAACUAGGAAUGGUUAGCUUUGUUAUACGGACCUGUCACUAGAUGGCAUAAGUACAAUCACUUGUCUUCGACAUUCUGGUCAAUUUUUCUUUCAAAUUGUUAAGCCCAUCUUGGCUUACAUGUAUGUAUACAUCCUUAUCUGGAGAAUGCAUACGAGCCAGCGUCAAGAACAAUGAUGGUUUUUAAGACCCUUUUUGGCUGUGGAGCCAUUGCUGCUAGCUUGCUGAUGGAAAUCUGUCGUGUGAUCUACUAUUCGAGUAGUGCACAUUGUAAGGAGAGUUUACUGGGCGAGCAGGCCUAUAUUGGAGGGGCUUUUUUAUCGCUGAGCAAUGAAUGCACUUUGGAACUGAUGUAUUUAUUAUUUAACUAUAUUUUAUAGCACUCGUUUCCUUCCUAUUAAAA